Messenger RNA from Anopheles coustani, 2451 nucleotides. RefSeq lists its product as uncharacterized. NCBI's taxonomy places the organism in Eukaryota, Metazoa, Arthropoda, Insecta, Diptera, Culicidae. The transcript is spliced from 3 exons. The record is from RefSeq and is a predicted model, not a curated record. Bases 393 to 1226 code for a protein of 277 amino acids.
AUCCCAAGUGUAAAGUGUAACAGAAGUUGCCUGCAAACGGAAGUCGUCAUUCGUGGGUGUAAAGUGAAGGCUGUUUAUGAUUUCAAUUGGUGCGCAUCGGUGUUCUGUUGCGGAAAGUGAUUUUUAUUCUGUUUAAAUUUAUCAGUUUUUUUCUUAAGUUGAAGUGAUAGGAAAGGUCGGGCCACUGGUGAAGGUUGUGAAACACGAAUAGAAGUGGAUCAAAUAAUCAUAGAACAUAAGAAGUGGUCAAAGUAUUCAAGCAUUGCGUCCAGGAAGUGACAAUUUCUGUGCGUGUGAAUGUUAGAGGAGACAACUAAGACGGAGGAUAUCCCUGCUUGAUAAAUCAUCAUUAUACUCGUAAGCGUUUCGGGCUCACAAACAAGAGGCUCAACAUGAACUACAUCAACGUACUAUCAAUAUUAACCGUUUUCCUGUGGAUCCUGGCGGUCCAGCUGGUCGACGCAAAAAAGUGCUACAUUUGCGGUGAAGGUGCCGACGGCCCGUUCAAAACACUUCCGACGCACGGUGGACAAAGCAGUGUCCCGAUUGUGGAAGGAACGUGCGAAGAUUUCCGGCCGGAGGAAAAAUACGCAUUCGAAUGCCCACCGUCGUACACGAGUUGCCUGACGCAGGUUGAUGGUGAUAUCGAGACGCGAACAUGCGGUGAAACCUUAGCCAUCAACGAUUGCAAGAGUGCCAACAACAUCGACUAUUGCUACUGCAUCGAAGACUUGUGCAACCGGUUGUCUCGGGUCGAGAUUCGUCGAUCGAUCGAGGAGUCGUUGAUGCCGGCACACCGUCGGAACCGACUGGGUAGUGGAACGCAUCACCACCACCAGCCGCCCAACAAUAGCGACGACGAGGACAUGCUCGAGGCUUCCGGCAUGGAUGGCGAUCGAAGCGAAUCCCAGCGGACGCUGCAGCAUCAUCAGCGGGAGAUUCUGCACAACGAAGGGAUCGCCGUUGCCGCCGCACCGACCCAUCGGGAUGUUACGACACAAAUUACCAUCACGCUCAAGCCGGUGGCCACUUCGACCGAUCGGCGGAGUAAAGACGGUAAUGAUCCGGGUGUCGGGGGAGGCAACGUGACGGAAGCCGAUCGGAGCGGCGAAACAAAUGCCAUCGCAAGUGGCAGCAGCUCAGUGGACACGCUUUCCCUGGCCCGGUUUAGUUCUAUCGCGUUUUUUGCCUCGCUCAGAUGGUUUCUUUUGAGCGAACAACAUUAAGCUACACCAUUACGGCGGAUAACUGCACUCUGCAUUCCAAGAAUGACUAAUCGUUUGGAUGAUCAUCAGUAUGAAAGGGGUGGGGGGAUUAAGAACUGAGUUGUAUGUGAGGACGAUACUCAAUAUGUUUUAUUCGAUCCCAAAACUAGCGGACGUGGUAGAAAAAUAGAUCCCUAGCUCAAAGUAGGGUCAGUAUGACGAGGUAGGAAAGUAAAACAACACCCCUGUUACCCGUGUAAGUAUUAUAAAGUAUUUCCAGCAUCCUCAUGAAAAAGCCCCAGCUGACAAAAGAUAGAGGAUUCUUUAAGUGUGAUACUUGCCAUAUGUUUCAAGUACAAGUUUUCGUUGAACGUUUUAAAAGUCCACGCGUUAAUUUAUGUGCUAGUCCUAAAUCUCCUACGUGUUGAUUAAAAGUUAAGGAACACGAACCGUACUGGACUAAACAGUUGUAAAUAAAUGUAAAUAGCAAUUAGCCACCGAUGCUAACACACAGUCAUCACCGUAUAUGGUAACGAUAAAUCGAAUGAAUUUAUGAUAACAAUAAAUACAAUUAUUGGUAAAACAAAUCACGAUCAACUUCUUUACCCCUAAACGCAAUAUGUAGGAAGAACCCUUUUAGUGCCAGGACAGUGUAGUGAACAGUGCGUAUCAAUCGUUUAGAUACCGACCGAAACUGUUUUCGUAUGAAUAAAAUGGUUAGAUAAGAGUAGUUGCAAUCUUUCCCCGUUCAACCCCUCCUUCCGAAAGGACCGUGCUUUGGCCAUAAGGAAUUCGAAUCCCAAAAACCACCCGGUAGGCUCACGUCGCUGACGAGGAUUACAUCGAUGUUGUUCUUAUGUAUUGACCCAAUAAACACCCGAUAAACAGCUAUACAGCCCUUAUGAUGCGUAAGCGUGCGUAAUUUAGGAACAGGAAAAAUACAGAAAAAAUGUAUUGUAGCAAAACAGAGCAGUGGAUCUUAAUAUUCAAAAGUCAACGAUGAAUAUUCAACAGCUUAUUUAAAACCAUGCAAAAUGGGAACCGAGAGAAAAUGCAUGAACGAGUCUCGCUAAACCUAAUAUAAUUAGGAUGGAGUUUGGGAAGUAACCAACACUCUUAGGAAUUAAAAAUGAUAAUGAUGACCGAUAGAGAAUAGCAAUGCUGCGUGUGCGUGUACGUAUCACACGAUACAUAUAAAGUAGAGAACUGGAUUGUAUCUUCAGGACGAAUCAAUUGAAUAAUAUAA